AUGCAGCUUGCUUUUAGUAUUAAUCCAUCAUGUUUUGGAUAGUUUGUCAGACCAAAACCAAAUGUACAAAGCAAACAAUCUCAAAAACAAGAUUCAGAUGAUGAAUAUAAAGUAAACAUAUCAUUUCAUUUUAAGUAACAUGAUCUUCAAUCUACUACAAAUAUUAAGAAUUAGUUAAUAAUGAAAAAUAGAUCAAUAACAAUAUGUUCUAACACAUCAACAUUACCUGAAACUCUUUCUACUUCCUUUCAUAAUUAAGAUAUCAAUUAAUCUGUUUUAGAAUAAAAUAAAGAAGAUAUAUUUUAUAAAACUAUGCCUACUUCUUUUUAGUAAAUUCAGUUCAAAAAUAAGAGAAAAUAUGAACCAUAAGUACAAAUUACUCAAUAUCAAAUUAAAUUAGAUUAAGUAUUUUUUUCACUCUAAAUAGAUUCCUGGAGAUUAAAGAACCACCUUAAUGAUUAGGAACAUUCCAAAUAAAUAUACUUAGCCCAUGUUAUUAGAGAAUAUUGACAUCAAUCAUAAAGAUAAUUAUGAUUUUUUUUAUCUUCCAAUUGAUUUUACUGUAAAUUUUCUAUGUAACAUAGAACAAAUGUAAUGUGGGUUAUGCAUUUAUCAAUUUCUUGGAUUCAAAAUUCAUUCCCAAAUUUUUUCUAGAAUUUCAUUCAAGGAAAUGGAAACUCUUCAAUUCAGACAAAGUACUAAGUGUAUUAAUUUAGAUAUGUGAAAUAACAUAUGCAAGGAUUUAAGGUGUAGAGUAAUUACAAGGGCACUUUCAAUAUUCGACUAUCAUGUAAGAAAAGGUAAUCCUAUUAUUAUAAAACUGUAGGAUAAGAGACUCAAACCAAUUUUCAAGAAAUACCAAUCAGAUCAACAAUUUAAGCGAUAAUGA
This is a messenger RNA of Paramecium pentaurelia, 889 nucleotides long. The record is from the annotation of a GenBank genome assembly. NCBI's taxonomy places the organism in Eukaryota, Ciliophora, Oligohymenophorea, Peniculida, Parameciidae.